AUAUAUAUAUAUAUAUAUAUAUAUACAUCGUGUUUAUUAAAGCAUAGGCUUUUACAUCUAUAUUUGUAAAAUAUUAAGUUUUAUUCUUAGCAGUACAUUGUUCUGUUUGUUAUUGUUUAUUGUUGGUGUAUUGUACAAACGACGGUGGCCUUUGAAAUAUUCGUAUUUGGGGUUUUUUUUGUAUUAUGGCUUCAAAUCAAAAUUUACUUUAUCAAUAAUUACAACUCUUUCAAAAAAAAAAAAAACAUAAUAUUAAAAGUUUCAUUCAGCAAUCUGUUAUACCUUAUAUUCCGCAUGGAGUCGUCACAUGACAGAAAAUUUCCAUAAACGUUAAACCCCACACUCCUUAGAAUGUACGGGCAAAUGCAAUUUUUACCAACACAAUAAGCGGCUGGGUUAUAUGGCCAUUAAUGCCAAUUAUUAUAUAAAUCAAUUUUAAAAAUAGCAUUAUCCACUGCACUGCAUCCUCUACUAAUGUGGUCCAGAUGGGUUGAUGACACUUACGUUGUUAAUUGGUAUUCACGAAAAAGGCCAUAAUGAUUAUCAAAAUACUGACGUAUAUUAAUUUCAAUAUAGAAGUUGAAGGAGACAAACUUGAAUUCCUUGACACUUAAUAACAUUAUAGGUCUAUUAAAGAGUACAGCAUUAGAAUAACCAGAUUUCAGAAACUCAACCCAUACUAUGAUGAAUGUUUUAAUAUUGACUCAUGUAUCAUUAUAAUUGAUCCGAAGAAAUCAGUAGUUUGAGAUUUAAUAGCCCCAUCUGGAGCAAACCCUUUAGCACGUGUGAUGUUUAAACAAGCAAAAAAGACAAAUUAUCACCAUAUUUUGAAUGACAUGAACUUGAGAUAAACGCUGAAUUGUUUACAAUUAAGAAAAUUCAAAUCAGCUUUUGCUUUGCAUUUCUUGAGUAGUUUUUCUAGGUUCCUCAAUUCUGACUUGCUAACAUCGCUGUUAUAGCCUAAAUGAAUAAUAGAAUCAAAAGAUCGAAGCAAAAUCAAGGUGAACACAAAUUUUAACGAAAUAAAGCAUUUAUUUGCAAACAUGUUUCCUCUGCUUCCUACAGGCAUCAUCAGUGCUAAGACCAAUUACUGAAAGACUGAAUAAAAUAACAGCUCAGGUGUCGUGACACUUAUCUUACAUUAACGUUUAAAAAACACAUUGCCAAAGUUUAAUUCCAAUGUGUAAACUACAUUUGACUUACUGCUUUUAUUGCUUUUUCAUACCACAUAAUUUCAUAUAAUUUAGAAUAAUUUUACCACAUAGUGAUUUCUUAAAAAUUAUUUUUACGUCUGGGAUUAUGGCAAAAACUCAUGAAACCACUGAUGAAUUGAAAGUAUAUCUUGAAUUGCACAUGUAGGCUUAGGCCUACUUACAAUUCAACGGUUACCGUAGUUCGAGUAUUUCUGAGUUUGUGUUCUUAGAGCAAUAUGUUCCUCUGCCACAGUGUCGCUGCGCUGGUGUUUGUUGUCUUGUGUUACUGCGAAGUAACUACAUCGCAGCAACAUAAUUUGAAUUGUCAAUUUGAAAGUGACCUUUGUGGGUUCCGAAACGAUGAAAACGACGAUUUAAAUUGGAUCCGGAGAAGUCAAAGUUUUGGUAAUUUCCUGUCACUUUCGUCUACACAUCAAUCAUUGGAGCAAACCGGUCGAAUUUUUAGCCCGAUUAUGGCUGAAUUUAGCACAGCCAAAUGUCUCGAAUUUUACUAUAGUACCAACGACACCACUGCUACAUUGAACGUCUAUAUUACGAAAGCUAAUGAACUACAUUAUGACAAUAUGAUAUGGUGGACGAAUUCAUCCAGUGGAAACCAUUGGAGACACAUUUUAGUUGACCUGACGAGUAUUAAUCAAGCAUAUAAGGUAUUAUUUGAAGGGAAGAUACGUGCGAGUAGUAAUGUUUGGAUAAAACUCGGCAACAUUGCACUUUUAAACAACGUGUGUUUUGACAAUUUUUUAUGCGACUUUGAAGACUCUUUUUGUAUGGUUCAAUCUAAUAAUGAUAAUGGUGAUUGGCAACGGAACAGCGGCACGACAAGUUCAGGAUGGACUGGACCAACAAACGACCACACCCUCGGCACAUCCCAGGGACACUACGUAUACUUAGAAGGAAUUUAUGGUCAUUACCACUACUCUUUUUGGUUUUGGGGUCACAGUUAUUUUCAUCGUACUAACAACGAUUAUACUGUUCGGAUGGAGACUCCAACUAUACGUUCAUCCAGCGAGGUUCAUGACAGGUGCCUGGUAUUCUGGUAUCAUAUGUAUGGGAAUCACAUCGAGACACUAAACGUUUAUCUCUUACCGAAUGGAGAACCUAAUGAAUCAGAAGUCUUUACAAAAUCCGGUAAUGGGUUUAACGUGUGGAAAACAGCACAUGUCACUAUAACCGAGACACGUAACUUCAAGAUUAUAAUUGAAGGAACCAGCACUGGUUAUCAAGGCGAUGUAGCAAUCGACGAUAUAAGCAUAUUAUUUCAAAAAUGUGUCAUAGGUUUUCAAUGUGAUUUCGAUCACGACAUUUGUGUUGAACAAGAUACAACUAAUGAUGAUAAAAAUUGGAGCAUUGGUAGAUUCAUUGAAAGUCCCAUUCAGUGGCUGAGAGACCAUACGUCUGGUUUAGGUAAAUAUGCCUUCCGAAGCGCAGACAAUUUCCGUCUACAUGAAACUGCCACCAUUUUCUCUAAACUACUGACGUCGGAAACGGGCGAUAAACUUUGUUUGAAAUUUUGGUAUUGCGUGAAGGGUAAAGACGCAGGACAAAUUUUCGUGUUUUUGGUUAAUUCGGAGAACGAACCCAUGAGUUUAAUUUGGAGCGAACAUACUACAGAUCGAUUUGACGUGUGGAGAGUAGCAGAAGUAUAUUUUACACCGUAUGAUAACUAUAAGAUAUCAUUUGAAGCCCACGGACGUGAUGGAAGCGAUGGAGUUCUUGCCAUUGAUGAUAUUGAAAUCAACAACGGACCCUGCACCAUUCAAGACGAAUUCAAUUGCACCUUUGAGGAUGGUUUCUAUCUUGAAAAGACUGGAAAUAGUGAUACUUAUGAAUGGAGUCUCCACAACCGCUUCGUCACCAGCACAGGACCAUUUUAUGACCAUACUAUCGGGGAUGAACAAGGGUAUUAUGCAUUUAUCGAUACAAACGAACAGAACGGCGUUAAUGAUACAGCAAUAAUGCUAACACCACUGAUCCACAACAUUGGAGAAGACGAAACUAAGUGCCUAAUAUUCUGGUACCACAUGUAUGGAAUUCACAUACAAAGUCUGGAGGUUUACGUGUUAUCAUUGGCGGAGUCUCUGCCAGGGAAGCUGGUGUGGAGCAAAUCGGGAAACAGAGGAAAUAUAUGGAGGGCGGCAGAAGUUGAGAUCAAAGGAAGAAGCAACUUCCAAGUUGUAUUCAGAUCAGAGAGAGGUGAUGGAAUUGACGGUGACAUUGGUGUUGAUGAUAUCAUCAUAAAAAAUGGAUCUUGCAUCAAUACUGAUACUAAAGAUGUAGUCAAUGUGACUUGCCAAUUCGAAGAGCCAAACCUGUGUGGCUAUACACACUUAGAAGAUAAUGCAUUUAAUUGGACGUGGACGAAUAGCGCUCUUGGAUCAAAGGUCGAAGCACCAGGAGUUCCCGAAGUGGAUCACACUACAUCAAGUGGUUUAGGAUUCUAUGUAUUGGCUGAUUUUAGGCAGUCCAAACUGUUAAGAGAAGUAGCCCGAUUGCAAUCUCCAGUAAACAAUGAGACGUCUCUACAAUGUCUUGAAUUGUGGCACUUUAUUCAUGGAACAAACACGCAAGAAUUUCGUGUUUUAUUAAAUCUGACAAGUACAAUUGAAAAGUUGUUGUCUAUAAAAGGAAAUCGGGGUCCGUUUUGGCAGAAAACUACUAAGGAAAUUUCACCAACAGAUAAGUACUCGAUUAUUUUUGAGGUUUUGUCUGGGGCGUGGCCAAUAGGUGUAGUUGCGAUUGAUGACGUCAAGGUCACAAGAGGAAACUGCGAAAUCGUCCCAACCUCAACGGCACCAGAACCAGUAACCGUGUUGGAAGUUGAUUGUGGAUUUGAAUCGAAUGAUCUAUGUGGGUACAUUCAAGACGUUAAUGAUGACUUUGAUUGGUCCCUGAAGACGGUAGCUGAGCUUGAAGAAUUUUAUAAGUCAUUAGGGCAGACGGGAGUGGGUCACGAAUGGUAUCCACCUACUGACAAAUCAAUCCUGCAUUCGAAUACAGGAACUUUCCUAUUUGCCGAUCUUUAUCAGUAUUCGUCGAAGCAUGGAAAAGCGCGUAUAUUGUCUCCAUUAAUUAAAAAAACUGAAAGCCAAACGUGUUUGAAGUUUUGGUUCUACAAACAAGGGUUUGAAAGUGCAUUUCUGAACGUUUACAUGCUAAAACACAAUGAUCUAUUCCACGGGGAUCCUCUCUUAGCGUUAUAUGGAAGCUAUGGAAAUCAAUGGAUUCUACAGCAAGUUGAUAUACCACUGUCAUCAAAACCGUUUCAGAUUAUAUUUGAAUCAGUAAAAGGGAAAACGUAUCAUUCAAGUGACUUUAUUGAUGAAAUUGAUUAUGAAAGGUCGCCAUGUCCUAAUGAUAUUGUAUGUGACUUUGAAGACGGCUUUGGGGCUUGCCAGAUCUCUAAUGAGGAUCGUACCCUAAGCAAGUUUCAAUGGAAACUUUCACGGGGUUUCACAGCAACAGAAGGGACCGGACCAACAGCAGACCACACGUAUGGUAAUGGCACAGGCAUGUACGUGUAUAUCGAAACGUCGCAGCCUCAGCAUCCAGGCGAUAGGGCCAGUUUAUCUACCAUAUACUGGAAGAAAAUACAGCGAGAUGCAUGCCUUAAGUUUUGGUAUUAUUGCGAUAGCAUCUUCUCGGGGAACUUCAUUGUUUACCACCGCAGGCUAGAUGCAAAAGAGUUAUUAUGGCAAAUGCCAAGGGUCUUUGAGAAAACUUGGUCUGAGGUUAGAAUUCAGUUAUCGCCUGCUAAAGAAUCCUACCAGAUUGUAUUCACUGGGGAAGUUGGAAAAAGUUUCUUUGGGGAUAUUGCAUUAGAUGAUAUUGUUUUAUCCUCGUCACCAUGCACAGUGUCUUCAAAUACACCGCCAAUUGAUGGCAUCGCUUCUAAGUUGAAGGUUUUGCAGAAUUACGACUGUAACCUAGAGCAAGGAAAGUGCAAGAUAGCUCAACUAGCAUCAGAUCAAUUUGAUUGGACAUUUUCUGUAUUUAAAAUCGACAUGAUAAAAUACUUAUGGCAUAUACAUCUCGAGCUAAUGGAAGGCGAGGCCAAUGAAUUAAAUCCAUUUGAAUAUAUUUCAGUUGACGAGAAGGUACAUCCUGAUCCUGACAUCGAUGAAGAUGACCACAAGGAAAUUGACUUUGAUUAA
This is a messenger RNA of Anneissia japonica, 5365 nucleotides long. Its product is annotated as MAM and LDL-receptor class A domain-containing protein 1-like. NCBI's taxonomy places the organism in Eukaryota, Metazoa, Echinodermata, Crinoidea, Comatulida, Comatulidae. Bases 1430 to 5365 code for a protein of 1311 amino acids. The transcript has 22 exons. Gene Ontology annotation, cellular component: membrane. The record is from RefSeq and is a predicted model, not a curated record.